GACGGCGCCACAUUUUAGAUUUGGUUAUGCUCCAACUAUUUACACUGACCGAAACUACUGUUCUAAAAAUAAAUUACUUUCUCUGAUUCGAAAUAUAAUGCAGAUUCUUCGACCCUAACCAUGGUUACAUUUUAUUCAACCCUAUCUAGCCCUGAUCACGAUCCUGAUAAUUGUAACACGUAUCAAAUGGGUCUUGUAUGCGUUUCUAUUGUUGAAUAAAGUAGAGCUUCGUCGAAUUUAAUGAUUGCUCGUUAUAACAAUGAAUAAAUGUGAAUAAAGGAAUUGGUUUUCAAGUGCCCUUGACCGUUUUAACGUAGACACUGUAGUGUAGACAGUACUGUUAGUCGGUCUAACAUUCAACAUGGCCACCUGAUAUGUAGCAGACGAUACAGGUGGUAUGAAAAAUUGUAAAUAAAAUUCAGUUUUAUCCUUAAUUAUGAGUGGACGUGUGCAGAAAGAAAGUGGUGAUGAUUCUGAUCGUGUUGACGACGCGGUGGACCCUAGGGUGCAGAUCGAACUUGAAAGAUUGAAUACUGCUACUGAUGAUAUUAACAAACUCGAGGUUGAUUUGGAUGAAGCAAGAGCCACUUUUAGAGAAUUGCUUUGUGAGUCCACGUUAAAGAUUGACACGUUAGCUAAGAAGCUUGGCACAUGUAUAGAAAAAUCUAGGCCAUAUUACGAUGCCAGGUUCAAGGCGAAAGAAGCUCUACUUGAAACACAAAAAGCUGCAGUUAGAUUCGAAAGAGCGAACAGUCAGCAUGCAGCAGCCAAAGAGAUGGUUUAUCUAGCCGAAGAAGGAUUGAGAACAGAAGGGAGAUGUUUUGACCAUGCCUGGCAGGAAAUGUUGAAUCAUGCAACAGCCAGAGUUAAUGAAUCGGAACAUGAGAGAGCCCUGUCAGAAGCAGAGCACAGACACACGACUGCUUUGUAUCAUAAAGCAGAACACGAAGUUCAGAGAUUGCAACGCGAAUUGAAACGUGCAAUUGCUAAGUCUAGUAUGGGUGCACGUCGCAGCUUGCUUCUGAUAAACAGUAUCGCCUACAGGCACAACUUGCUCAUGUUACCCUACUACGAAAUGAAAGCCUAUUUCAACCAAAUGUUGGAGGAACAGAAACUGAGAGUAAGCGCUUUAGAGAGAUCAGUGGGCGAAGCUAAAAUGACUUACGCUGAAGCGCUGAGAAACUUAGAGAAAAUCAGUGAUGAAAUUCAUAGGACUAGAAAGUACGAUGGAACAGAUGACUUUGAUAAGGAUUCGAGAGAUGUCGUCGAUCAAUCAUCUUUGCAACCGAAUACAGCCACUCCAACAGAUUCAAGCGUUACUGGAUCUCCCGAUAGCACAGAUUAUACCAGCGACGAAUACUUACGGCUUCCUGAUAAAAUGAGUCCUAGUACACCAUGUCCUGUGCCUACAAGAAUCGACGGAGAGCCUUCUUCCGAGUAUUUAGGCCUAAGCAACUUGAAUCUUUCAUCCACGGAGCCUCGGAAGUAUAUAAAACGAGACCGUCCAAAGAGUAUCGCGGCAACUGACACGAAACAUAUCAGAACUCUGAAUCAAACGAGUUCUUCGACCUCGCGACUAUCGGACCUAUCGAGCAUCCUGUCUCCCAUAGAGAAAAGAGUUAAAAUACAAACACCGGUAGAUCCUCAAACCUCGAAUGUCGCUGUACAGAACGGAGAGGAAUGGACGGAGAUAAGCUUAAACAAUUCUCCUGACGAGGUGUACUAUAACAAUGAAGUGUACUCCGACGAAGAGGAUCAAAUUCCUUACAAACCGUUGCCUAUGGACCUGACUCCAGACGGUAACAAUCCGCUUACUAACGGCGCGAGUGUGCAGCCAGUCGAGACGACUAGUAAAAGAAAAUUGGUAACUCAGAAGUCAUUGCCAGCUAUGUUGAAAGGGAACGAAGUUAGUUUGAGCAGCGAGAAGGCGGAAGUAACGAGAAGUCCGUCGGUGAAAAGUAAAAGCAAAUUGGACACGAGUCUAACUAAUUGGAUAACUAGGAGUUCGGUCGCAGGCGAAACCAGCGGAGGCAGUUCGACGAGCUCGAGCAGAAGGCAGUCUCUCGAUAUGUUGUGGAGUGCUGGAACAGGCGAACGGGUGAAGGAAUUACUUAAUCACGGAAUGAUGAUGCUGAAUAUAUCUAGCCUCACGGACAGACGUUCGAACGAGCCAAAAAUAGGAGAGAGAGACAAGGAGAAGUCUGAGAAAUCCGAGAAGCUCGAAGGGAAAGGGAAAAAAGUUCCCAGUCCACUAGAAAAAACGAUGACCUAUCUCAAUCCUGACGAGGAAACGUCUGAUAGCGAAAGUUUGGCAAGCGUCGAGAUGCUGACGGAAGAUCAGAUUUCUUCGCUUAUGAUGGAACCGGAUGUGAAUCAGGUGUGUCAAGAAAUUUUAGGAACACCUUUGGUCGAGGUAUGCCCGCUGUUGCAACAACUGCAGCAGCAGCAAUAGCAUCUAUCAUCUUGACGUUACUGAUCUGAUGGAAUCGAGCAGAUGCAACAAUAGAAAGUGUUCAAAACUCAUGCUAAACGAACAAACUAGCUAAGGGGUAGCUUUAUUUGUCAUUGAAUUUAGCGUUCAAUUAGUUCCUGCACUUUUAUUAGGCGUAUACGUGUGGAAAAAGAUUUCAUUUUCGAACGUGAAACUUUUUCUGCGAAUCUAGCUUAAAUUUAUUACUAUAAGUAUUGUGGAAGACUUAAUCAGUGAGACGAGCAAUACGUAGCGACUUUUUAGAUAAUUAAUACUACUUAUUAGAGAAUCAUUUUUUCAUGCCCCGUUGUCGUAUGCUAGACAGUUUAUCAUCGAUUAUUAUUUAAAAAAACAUCUUUUUCCUGUCUGUGUUAAGAGAGUACAAUUCUAUAAGCAAUUCAUUUUUUAUAUUGCCGAAUACGUCAAGCCGAAAAUUCUUAAUAUAUAGUGAUUCUAAUGUUACGCUAUCCUCCCGAACUGCUGAGUAGACUUUUUUUUAGAUAGAACAGGAGUGGUUUUAAAUAAAAAGUUGGUCGGCUUUGGCGAUCAUGCUAUUCCACAUACCAA
This is a messenger RNA of Ceratina calcarata, 3037 nucleotides long. RefSeq lists its product as uncharacterized. Gene Ontology annotation, molecular function: protein kinase inhibitor activity. The transcript is spliced from 11 exons. Gene Ontology annotation, cellular component: cytoplasm. NCBI's taxonomy places the organism in Eukaryota, Metazoa, Arthropoda, Insecta, Hymenoptera, Apidae. The record is from RefSeq and is a predicted model, not a curated record. Bases 437 to 2452 code for a protein of 671 amino acids. Gene Ontology annotation, biological process: intracellular signal transduction.